Molecule: messenger RNA, 3639 nt
Organism: Mesocricetus auratus (golden hamster)
Lineage: Eukaryota; Metazoa; Chordata; Mammalia; Rodentia; Cricetidae
Biological process (GO): DNA integration
Molecular function (GO): nucleic acid binding; RNA-DNA hybrid ribonuclease activity
Source: RefSeq, a predicted model, not a curated record
GACCGGCAAGUGCAACUAGCGACUGGCAAGGUAACCCACUCCUUCCUCCAUGUCCCAGACUGUCCAUACCCAUUGCUGGGUAGGGACUUAUUAACUAAACUAAAGGCUCAGAUACAUUUUGAUAAGACUGGGGUCAGCAUCACUGACCCGUCGGGAAGGCCGUUGCAUGUGCUCACCUUGUCCAUAGAAGAUGAGUAUAGACUACAUGAACGAAGCAAAAAGGCCCCAACCGAUAUGGAGGGAUGGCUACUCAAGUACCCCCAAGCAUGGGCAGAGACCGGGGGCAUGGGUCUCGCCGAUAGCCAGCCACCCAUAAUUGUGUCCCUGAAAGCGAACGCCAUCCCAAUCGCCGUAAAGCAGUACCCAAUGUCCAAGGAAGCCAGAGAAGGCAUAGCUCCUCACAUCAAUAGACUGUUGGAUCAAGGGAUCCUCGUACCCUGUAAGUCCCCCUGGAACACCCCUCUAUUACCCGUCAGAAAACCAGGAACGGGGGACUACAGACCAGUCCAGGACCUCCGAGAGGUUAAUAAACGGGUUGAAGAUCUACACCCCACAGUGCCCAACCCCUACAACCUCCUUAGUGGGCUAUCGCCUACCCACGUCUGGUAUACGGUCCUGGACCUCAAGGAUGCCUUCUUUUGCUUGAGGCUACACCCCAACAGCCAGUUGUUAUUUGCCUUUGAAUGGAGAGACCCAGCUCGGGGAAUCUCCGGUCAGCUGACCUGGACAAGGCUACCCCAAGGGUUUAAAAACAGCCCCACUCUCUUUGACGAGGCACUACACCGGGAUCUGGCCGUUUUUCGGGUCCAGCACCCCUCUCUGAUUCUGCUCCAGUACGUAGAUGAUUUGCUGCUGGCGGCUACGUCAGAGGAAGACUGUCGCCGGGGCACCGAGACCCUACUCCAGGUCUUGGGGAGUCUGGGGUACCGGGCAUCGGCCAAGAAAGCCCAGCUCUGUUUAAAACAAGUGACCUAUCUGGGCUACAAAAUAAGGGAAGGGCAGAGGUGGCUAACUGAGGCCAGAAAGCGAACCAUUCUGAACAUUCCCGCCCCAAGAACCCCCCGUCAAUUACGGGAAUUCCUGGGAACCGCAGGCUUCUGCCGCCUCUGGAUCCCGGGUUUCGCUGAGUUGGCCGCUCCCCUCUAUCCCCUCACGCGGACCGGCAUCCCCUAUAACUGGGGAACGGACCAGCAGCAGGCCUUUGAGAAUAUCAAACAGGCCCUCCUACACUCCCCGGCCCUGGGACUGCCCGACUUGCUGAAGCCCUUCGAGUUAUACGUUGACGAAAGACAGGGCUACGCGAAGGGGGUGUUAACCCAGAAGCUGGGACCAUGGAGGAGACCGGUGGCCUAUUUAUCCAAGAAACUGGACUCAGUGGCCGCAGGAUGGCCACCCUGCCUCCGGAUGGUAGCGGCGAUAGCAAUUCUGGUUAAAGAUUCUGGCAAACUGACCAUGGGUCAACCCCUUACCGUUCUGGCCCCGCAUGCUGUUGAAGCAAUCAUCCGACAACCUCCGGACAGGUGGCUCACCAAUGCGAGAAUGACUCAUUACCAAACCUUACUAUUAGAUACCGACCGAAUCCGGUAUGGGGCCCCGGUGGCCUUAAAUCCAGCCACCCUCCUACCUCUCCCUGGCACCCCCGAACACCAUGAUUGUCAGCAGAUCCUGGCCGAGGUACAUGGCACUCGCCCAGACCUCUCAGACUUGCCCCUCCCCAACCCUGAACACGUCUGGUACACGGACGGGAGCAGCUUCAUGGAACACGGAGAGCGGCGGGCCGGUGCGGCGGUGACCACGGAAGAUCAGGUAAUAUGGUCCCAAGCUCUACCUGCAGGAACCUCCGCUCAGAAAGCGGAGCUCGUAGCUCUGACCCAGGCUCUAAGACUGGCGGAGGGAAGGAGAUUGACGGUGUAUACCGACAGCAGAUAUGCCUUCGCCACGGCCCACAUCCAUGGCGAAAUAUACAGAAGGAGAGGUUUACUUACUUCGGAGGGAAAAGAGAUUAAAAAUAAAAAAGAAAUACUAGCCUUGCUACAGGCCAUUCAUCUGCCGCGAGCUCUCAGCAUCAUCCAUUGCCCAGGGCACCAGAAAGGGGACACUCCAGUUGCAAGAGGCAACAGGAUGGCUGACUGGGCGGCGAGGGCGGCCGCCACUGAGGAAAAACGGGUCGAAGUCCUAUCGGUUGACUCUAGACCUCAUCAUGGUGACUCCCGAUGGGAAUACACGGAACAAGAUGUCAAGGCUCUGCACUCCCUGGGAGCACGGGAAGAUCUAAAAACUGGGAAAUGGGUGUACCAAGGAAAGGUAGUGUUGCCCUACGAAAUGGGCCGCCAUUUGAUCUCCUGGCUGCAUCGCCUCACACAUCUCAGCUACCAGAAAAUGAAAAAGCUUCUGGAACGGGAAGAAGAGGUCUACUUCUUUCUACAGAAGAACGAUCUUCUCAAAGAAAUCACCGAACGUUGUGACGCCUGCGCCAGAGUGAAUGCUUCUAAAAUCAAGCUGCCUCCGGGUAUAAGAACCAGAGGUCACAGGCCCGGCACUCACUGGGAAGUAGACUUUACUGAAAUAAAACCGGGCAAGUAUGGAUAUAAAUAUCUACUGGUUUUUGUAGAUACCUUUUCAGGAUGGCCGGAAGCAUUCCCGACAAGGCACGAGACUGCCGCUGUGGUGGCCAAGAAGCUAUUGGAAGAUCUUCCCCGAUACGGGAUGCCCCAGGUAGUAGGGUCAGAUAAUGGUCCCGCCUUCAUCUCCCAGGUAAGCAGAACAGUGGCCACCUUGUUGGGGAUCGAUUGGAAAUUACAUUGUGCAUACAGACCCCAGAGCUCAGGACAGGUAGAGAGAAUGAACAGAACAAUUAAGGAGACCUUAACCAAAUUAACGCUUGCAACUGGCACUAGAGACUGGGUCCUCCUGCUACCACUUGCCCUGUAUCGGGCUAGGAACACGCCCGGACCACAUGGGUUAACCCCAUUUGAGAUCCUGUUUGGGGCCCCGGUGCCCAUUAUUAAUUUCUUAGGCCCCGAUGUUUCUGACUAUGCUAAUACCCCUUCUCUACAAGCCCAUCUACAGGCCCUCCAGCUGGUCCAGAAGGAGGUGUGGGAACCUCUAGCCCAGGCGUACCGGGACCAGAGAGACAAUCCGGUCGUGCCUCAUCCGUAUCAGAUCGGAGACGCUGUCUGGGUCAGACGCCAUCAGACCAAAAACCUCGAACCUCGCUGGAAGGGACCAUAUUUGGUUCUGUUGACCACCCCUACCGCGGUAAAGGUUGACGGGAUUGCCGCUUGGAUCCACGCGAGCCACGUCAAGCCAGUCCGAUCAGACGACCCUCAGCCGCAAGGAACAUGGACAGCCCAUCGCACCCAAAACCCUCUAAAGAUAAGACUCUCCCGGGUUGUUUAAUUGUUUUACUGUGCCUUGUGCGAGUAGAGGGGAGCCCUCACACCCCGCAGCUCUUAACUUGGCAGGUGUUCUCCCAGACGGGGGAGGUGGUCUGGUCUCUCUCAGGCUACCACGCGCCGGGUACCUGGUGGCCCACCCUCACUCCCGACUUCUGCCACCUGGCCGCCGGGCUGGAGACCUGGGAUAUCUCCACAGUCGGGGCUCAUGAGAUGACUCAAAAUAUACAGUCCCCCCGCCACC